CGAUCGCACAUCGCGUCCAACGGUUGUUCUCGUUUCCGAUAUGGAAUCGCUCCAACAGCAGCACCAGCACCAUUUAUCGGGAAGUGAGGUUGCCGGUACACGCACCGGAGGUGCUAGUGCUCCUAUCACAACGAUCACCACGCCACGACCAGCACCACCAGCUCCACCGCCGCAGUGCUACUUGCCGACCUGAGUUCAAUUCGCAUAAAAGGCGACGAAUUGUCGCAGUCUGCUUCAUCUCCUUUGUGAAUUGAUCUAUCUUCUCAUACAGAUGAGCAGCCGAUCGAAGGAAAUACCCGGCCUGGACAGCCAACGGUCUAGCCACUGUCCGGUGGUACGGGAGGGUCCCGCGCUGGGUUGCAAUUUCUGCUGGAACACAAGGAGGAUACUGCGACGGAAAACCAAGUACCACUGUCCCGAGUGCCAGACGAACUUGUGCAUUGCGCCCUGCUUCCAGGAGUAUCACGAACGCCAAUCGGCGGAGAACCCUGCCCCCACCAGCAACGACAUCGGAAGCGGCUGUGUGUAUGGUGUAGGUGGAUUGUACGCAAAAGUGGAUCUCCGAUUUGUUGAGAACCUUUACUUUUGCGGAAUUGUGUCAUUCUCUUUGUUGUUUUUGAUGGGAUUUGAAGUCUCUGAAGACCGCCGACUAACCGUGCCGCUAGGUUUUUUCUACAGUGGAAAUCCAAUCGGAACUGUCCAAGUGAAAAGCCGUCGUGCUAUUACGUUGUCGUCGUGCUAUUACAUCGGAUCGGAAUUGCGGAUUUAUGAUGACUCACUAUCGCUGAUAUAGCCAUAUUGCUAUUAGCCAACUACCUAAAUCUCUUUUUGACAAUAGAAAGCUGUAAAAAAUAAUACGCAUAAAUAAUUAUUAAGUACUGAAUGCUCCCGUUUGGCACACCGCUCGAAAAAUAAAACAGAAAAAAGGAUAAUUCAUACAAAUCAACUCUAGUUGGUCGCUCAAUGUGAACGUUUUAAAACAAUGUACACGCCCGUUUCAAAUCACUUAGAGACUGAGUGAAAUUGUAUUGCCGUCUC
Molecule: messenger RNA, 1038 nt
Organism: Armigeres subalbatus
Lineage: Eukaryota; Metazoa; Arthropoda; Insecta; Diptera; Culicidae
Exons: 3
Coding region: 272-793 (173 amino acids)
Source: RefSeq, a predicted model, not a curated record